Molecule: messenger RNA, 1724 nt
Organism: Poecilia latipinna (sailfin molly)
Lineage: Eukaryota; Metazoa; Chordata; Actinopteri; Cyprinodontiformes; Poeciliidae
Product: general transcription factor IIH subunit 2-like
Exons: 6
Coding region: 760-1356 (198 amino acids)
Biological process (GO): nucleotide-excision repair; regulation of transcription by RNA polymerase II
Cellular component (GO): transcription factor TFIIH holo complex
Source: RefSeq, a predicted model, not a curated record
UGUUGAGCGAAAACAUCAAUAAAAACAGGCUAAAAAAAAACGAAAACACGGGAGCUCCGAGCCGCAGCGUCUACACGCGCCGCCAUCAGGGCUAAAGCUAGAAUUAGAAUUUUAGAAUUAAAGUGUUGUACAGUGACAACCAUCUUUGGAUAUUCUAUAAGUUCAGCCAAUGGAAUUACUGUUAAUGAAAAGAACCAAAGCAAACUGGCCAAAGUUAUUGUCAGCUAAUAUUUUUUUUAAUUAGGGAUACACAUAUAUAUACAUUUGGGCUGAUAUUGACAUGCAAUAUUAAUAUUGCUGUCAUGGCCGAUAAUUGAUUUUUACUGAUUAUAUAUAUUUCCCUACCCUUUCGACACCUCACCAAAAAAAAUGGCCACACCGUUGACUACGCAACAGCUUCUGUUUCAGUUAAAUCCCCCACAAUCCUGUUUUGCAUCACUAUCACAGUCACAGGACCAAACAAAUACCACAUGACCAGUCUCCUCCCUUCCUCUUCCAACUAUCAAAUGGUAACGAGAUAAAAACAAAUCUCACUUGUUAACAUCAGUCUAGUUAUUAUAAAAAUAGCUGCCGACACCCAUGUUAGUGCUAAUAUAUUGUGCACCUCUCUUUUUGAAUGAAGUCAGCAACCAGGCUCCAGCAUUGCCCUGAGUGAGACCAGUGUCUGAUGGGAUUAUCAGAAACAGCCUCACACCCAUGUUGUGUUAGUAUAAAAAUCAUUUUGAAACCCAGAGGAGAUUAUCAUUGUUUGUGCUCUAGAUGCGCCACCUAUAUGUUGUUAUUGACUGUUCACGCAGUAUGGAGGACCAGGACUUAAAACCCAACCGUCUCACCUCUACUCUGAAGCUGAUGGAGGGAUUCAUCGAUGAAUACUUUGACCAGAAUCCCAUCAGCCAGGUUGGUAUUAUCACCACCAAAAACAAAAGGGCUGAGAAGCUUACGGAACUUGCAGGAAAUCCAAAGAAGCACAUUGCUGCUCUGAAGAAAGCAGUUGACAGCUCAUGUGUCGGAGAGCCUUCGCUGUACAACUCUCUCAGCCUGGCUAUACAGACCCUCAAGCACAUGCCUGGACACACCAGCAGAGAAAUCCUCAUCAUCCUCAGCAGCCUGACCACAUGUGACCCAGCUAACAUCUAUGAGCUAAUCAAGACUCUGAAGUCUCUUAAGGUGCGAGUGUCAGUAAUUGGGCUCUCAGCGGAAGUCCGAGUGUGCACGGUUCUGACCAGAGAGACGGGUGGAUCCUACCAUGUUAUCCUAGAUGAAAGUCACUUCAAAGAGCUGCUCAUGUAUCAUGUCAAGCCUCCGCCAGCAAGCUUCUCAUCGGAAAGCUCUUUAAUACGAAUGGGUCAGUAUUAAAAUGUUUGACAUUCAUAUUCUCCAAGAUAACCAGAAUUGCAACAUAUGAUGAUAAAAGCUGAGUUUCCUCUCCCGAAAGAGAUGUUUGGGUUCUUGAAAUGUUGCCGUUUCCUUCAGGUUAUGUCACAGAUUAAAAGUAUUCCGGCAGUGGAUGGGGAAUCAGGGUUUCCCCCAGAAAACUUGCCAAGCCCGGUGUUUGGGGCGCCAAGGUGGUCCACCUGUGGUCCACUGGGGUUUUAUGUUAAAAGCUGUUAAGUUGACAAGAAAUGCAAAAAUAUUACUGGUUAGCUAACUAUAUGUUACAGGAAGACAUAGCCAGUGACAUGCUAUUUAAACCCACAACUAUAGAAUCUUAAGAACAACAAAUA